This is a messenger RNA of Lucilia cuprina (Australian sheep blowfly), 1561 nucleotides long. RefSeq names its product protein psiQ-like. The record is from RefSeq and is a predicted model, not a curated record. The transcript is spliced from 3 exons. Lineage: Eukaryota; Metazoa; Arthropoda; Insecta; Diptera; Calliphoridae. Bases 254 to 1519 code for a protein of 421 amino acids.
AAAAAAACACUAAACAGAAUAUUCAUUGUUUGCGAAUAUUAAUCAGUGUUUAGUGGAAAAUAAUGAUGGCAAUUAGUUGCAAUUCGGCAAAAAUCAAAUCUAAAGGGUUGGCGAUUUUGUUGGUGUUUAUAACGGUUAUUUGGACAACUUCAGCAUUAGAAUGUUAUUCUUGUGAUUCAACCGAAGAUGCUGAGUGUGCUACUAAACCUGGUCAGCAAAUCGCCGUUGAGGAGUGUGCCUCUGAAACAGAUGAAUGUGUCCAAGUGUUGCCGGCAUAACCAGACGUGGUUGUCUGUCACGCCUCUUCCCUUCACGUUACUGCCCAGAGCCCUGCGCUCGCUGCAAGAAAAGUCUUUGUAAUCGUGAUGUAUUUCCCACCGACCGUUUACGUUGCUAUCAAUGCAGUGGCUCUUCCUGUGUUAAUGUGGAAAAGAAACCAGAAUUAAUACUACCAUGUCCUUUUUACAAAGAAGACGAUCGUUGUUUCACUAAUGUACUACAUGUCAGCAAUGUUAUACGUGGUUGUGAGACGACUAUGGUCGAUGCAAAUAACUGUCCACAUGCUUGCUUUAAAUGUAAUUAUAAUGGCUGUAACAAAGAACCUGGUAUGACAGAGCAAAAUUGCUUACAGUGUACACAUUCAUUUGCCUCGCCAAAUCCUUCCUGCUGGAGAGGACAAGAUGAAAGAUCCGAUAAAUGUGUGACCAAAAGCGAAACUUAUUGUCAGAAUAAGAACCUGUAUGGUCAUGUGGGAAAAUGUUAUACUCAUGUUAAUGAACAAACCGGAGUAGUACAACGUGGCUGUUCUUCCAACAAACCCUGGUAUCCAUCGGGUAGUAUAAUCGAAUGUUAUGGUGAGAAAUGUAACACCGAUUGCUUAACCAUAUCCUGUAAUGUGUGCUCUUCGGACGACAAUCCAAAAUGUAUGCAAGGAAAAUUUUUAAAAACAGAAAGAUGUAAAGAAAAUACUCAAUCGUGUUUUACUUGUGAAUCAGGAAAUCUGGUAACAAGAGGUUGUGCAGAUGAAAAAUUCUAUGAACGCUAUGGAAAUGCAUCCAUUGCAGGACAGCAAGCUUGUUAUUUGUGUCGCGAUGCAAAUGGUUGUAAUCAUACUCCCGUUAGAACCUGCUAUUCUUGUUCAUCGAUUGAUAAUAGAGAUUGUUCUCUUAUGACAUCGCCUUUAUAUAUAGCAAGAAGAAAUUGUUCCUCAUAUGAUGAUUUGUGUGUUAGUACAGUGAUUACUAAGGCCAAGCAUACUUAUGUACUGCGCGGUUGUUCUUCCCAUUUAGCAGAGUGUACGAACAAUGAUCCGUUGUGUGUGCGUUGUAAUGGCAGUCUUUGUAAUACUAUACCCAUAGAUUUGUCCCUAAAUGAGGAUGUGCAAUUGCCCCUAAUAUGGGAUAAAAAUGGAGAGGGUAUAAUCGAUGGUAAAAGUGGUGGCAUUAGAAAGGUUUCACAGGAAUUAAAGUUAUAUUUAAUAAGUAUUGUACUUUUUAACUUUUUGUGUAAUUUGAAAUAAGUGUCGAUUAAAAAUAAAUAUAAAUUUGGAACUUUGAUAAAA